UGCUUCCUGCUCUGCAAACCUUGCUGCGGUGAUCCUCGGGCGCUAGGACCGCGCGGAACUCAAUGGCCAGAGUGCUGAAAGUCAAAGCGCUCGGUGGGCUGGAGUUUAGGUGGUUGUGGACAUCCGAGCAGCUGCAGAGUAGUUCCCAACAUCUGCACCAUUUACGGAAGUCAAUGAGUGCACAGUUACAUGGGACCAUGGGAAAUUAACCACAGGAAUAAAAGCGGAAUAUAUUGAAUAGGAGGAGAAGCGGAAGGAGGGAAGAGAUCUGACAGAAAUGGUUGAACUUACAGAAGAGGAUUUGGACUUUUACCUCCAGAAUCAGGUGGACUUGCGAUGCCGAAAAGUUUCAAAGACUGAGGAAGAAGUUUUUACCAUCGUGCAGGAAUUGACUUCGGUGAUCAGCUCAGAGGAUAGCCGCUUUCAGCCCAUUUCUCAUUCUGGAAUUAACAAUGAAAACAUCAAGGAUCAGCUGGCUGUUGUGGCUAAAUGGUCAGCUAUUCUGACAGGGAAACGAGCCCAGAAUGCUUCCAUCCAGGUUCAGUCACCAUCACAGCUCUUCAUUAUGAUUCCGGUGAGAGGUCUGGCAGCCUAUACAGAACGGAGGGUGCGCCAGUGGCGCUAUUAUACAUUGAGUGGUUCCAAGCUCAUCUCACCUGUUCAAGAGCCUGAGAAGCUUCAUCAAUGGUUGGAGGUGGAUCAGUUCCUUAAGAGUUCUCAAGAAUGGCACCAACCAGAUGUCACUAUUGAAGGUGACAUUGUUCCUUCUAAAGUAAUUACUAUCUUCAAAACCCUGCUUGAGAACACAAUCCAGUCUUCUAAUUUUCAAGAAAAGGUCAAUAUUUUGGAAAGUGUCGGCCCCACCAUACGACUUGCUGUGGAGACCACAGAACAACAUGUGGAAGUGGAGCUGGUACCAGCCAUCGAAAUUGCCAACCACUGGCCAAAAAAGGCACGUUGGCCACGAUUCUUGAAACGUUGGCCAUCAAAAGAAAAGGCUCGAACUGUGAAGUCUUUUGGAUUUAAUUUAUUGGCAAGAUCAAAUUACCACUGGCAGCUCUCAUUCACACGUGCAGAGCAGGAGCUAUUAGAGGAUAUGGAUGAAGAUGGUGGCUGCCGUCUAAAGUGUUUACAAGUCAUAAGAAAACUGAAGGAAGAUCACUGGUGUCCUGGAAAUAAACCAGUCAUUACUUCCUAUCAUCUACAGACAUUAUUGUUUUGGACCUGUGAGAAAUAUCCACGCCCUAAAGAUUGGAAAAAUUUCCAGAAAUGCUUUCUGCGGUUGGUAAAGAAACUUCAGAAAUGUGUGCUGCAGAGAUACCUCCGACAUUACUUUGUAAAGAGCUAUAACCUGUUUAAAUAUGCUAACACAAAUGAACUGGAUAUAACAUCUCAGAAAAUUAAUGACUUCUUAAUGAACCCUGGUGUGUUCUUCCAUUGAAUAUGGUAGUUUUUUUAGCAAAUGACAAGUUCCACUGCACUAAAUGUUAAAAUGUUUUGAACCCCCCCCCCCCCCCCCUUUUACCAAUCUUAAAAUUGAGUCGAGUUACUUUUAAUACUGGGAGGAGCAUACAAGUAGAUAUUACCAAUGACAUAGUUACUGCACAAAUAUUUGUGCCAGAUUUCUUUCCAAUAUUUCAAUGAGACCCUAACCACCAUUAAAAUUUGAGAGAGAGAAACUUAAAGGAUCAUGUUAUGCACUAUUCGUUUACAUUGCUAACAUUCUUUCCUGUAAUAUGAUAAAAGGUUUAAAUGUCUUUGCUUAAAAUGAUUCUUUGCUCUGGACUUUUAUUCUUUGAAGAAUAAUCAGUCUCUUCAAAUUAAGGUUUUUUUAUUUGGUCUUGCUGUGCAAUGCUCUUUUUUUAAAAAGAAAGUGUUACCUGCAGCCAUUGUUUAGUGUUUAAUGAAUU
Molecule: messenger RNA, 1910 nt
Organism: Pristis pectinata (smalltooth sawfish)
Lineage: Eukaryota; Metazoa; Chordata; Chondrichthyes; Rhinopristiformes; Pristidae
Gene: mab21l3
Product: mab-21-like 3
Exons: 8
Coding region: 278-1441 (387 amino acids)
Source: RefSeq, a predicted model, not a curated record